This is a messenger RNA of Vigna umbellata (rice bean), 2712 nucleotides long. NCBI's taxonomy places the organism in Eukaryota, Viridiplantae, Streptophyta, Magnoliopsida, Fabales, Fabaceae. The record is from RefSeq and is a predicted model, not a curated record.
AAAUAUAAAAAGAACAGCGUCAUCUACUUUCUUUUUUCUGGAACAACCUCAACUCACCCCUUUCUUAGCUUAAUUGCUCGCCACUCGUUUUAUGCCUUCUCAAUCUCAUCAUCGAAUUCCACUCUUCCACACUCUCAACAACACCGACUAACCAACGCAACGCAACGCUCCUUCAACCAUAAUUUCUCAUACACUCUCUCUCCGGUUCUCACCGCUCCCUUCUCCACGCGCGCCCCAUGGGAUGAACUUCAACGUCUGCCGCGAUUCCGUUUCCCUUCAAUGGAGUGGGACAGCAAUUCUGAUCUCAGCGGCGACGACGACGCCGCUUCCUUCCUCCUCAACGACGACGAUGACGACGUCGUCGGGCCCCUCCCCUUUCCCAUCCUCCAAACCGCCCCCUGCGGCUUCGUCGUCACCGAUGCGCUCGAGCCCGACCACCCUAUCAUAUACGUCAACGCCGUUUUCGAGAUGGUUACCGGCUACCGCGCAGAAGAAGUGCUCGGUCGCAACUGCCGAUUCUUGCAGUGUCGAGGUCCAUUUGCUAAGAGAAGGCAUCCAUUGGUGGACUCAACUGUUGUUUCAGAGAUUAGAAGAUGCCUUGACGAAGGGGUUGAAUUCCAAGGUGAGUUGCUGAACUUUAGGAAAGAUGGAUCUCCACUUAUGAACAGAUUGCGUCUGACACCUAUAUAUGGAGAUGAUGAGAUAACUCAUGUCAUUGGAAUCCAGUUCUUCACAGAGGCAAACAUUGAUCUUGGUCCCCUUCCUGGUUCUAUGUUUAAGGAAUUUACUAAAUCAUCAGAUCUUUUUCUUUUUGUGCUUUCUUCUUUGAAUCCUCUUCUUGUUGGGGAUCGUAAUGUUACUCGUGGAUUUUGUGGUAUAUUGCAUUUAAGUGAUGAGGUAUUGUCUCUCAAGAUACUUUCUCGCUUUACUCCAAGAGAUAUUGCAUCUGUUUGUUCUGUUUGUAGGCUUUUUUAUGAGCUAACAAAAAUUGAAUAUCUUUGGAGAAUGGUGUGUCAAAAUGCUUGGGGCAGUGAGACUACACGUGUUUUAGAGACUGUGCCUGGUGCAAGGAGACUUGGAUGGGGUCGGCUGGCAAGAGAACUGACCACUCUUGAAGCAGCAGCUUGGAGGAAACUGACUGUUGGAGGUGUUGUUGAACCUUCACGUUGUAAUUUUAGUGCUUGUGCAGUUGGUAAUAGGGUUGUCUUAUUUGGUGGUGAAGGGGUUAACAUGCAACCUAUGAAUGAUACCUUUGUACUGGAUCUGAAUUCAAGUAAUCCUGAGUGGCAACAUGUCCAGGUGAGUUCUCCUCCCCCUGGUCGGUGGGGCCACACACUUUCUUGUGUUAAUGGUUCUCGUUUGGUUGUAUUUGGAGGAUGUGGAAGGCAGGGCUUGCUCAAUGAUGUGUUUGUUCUGGACCUGGAUGCAAAGCCUCCAACAUGGCGUGAAAUCUCUGGACUGGCACCUCCACUUCCGAGAUCUUGGCAUAGCUCCUGUACACUUGAUGGUACUAAGUUGAUAGUUUCUGGUGGCUGUGCUGAUUCUGGUGUACUCUUGAGUGAUACUUUCCUUCUUGAUCUUUCAAUGGAGAAGCCUGUCUGGAGAGAGAUACCAGUAGCAUGGACUCCACCUUCGCGACUGGGUCACACACUAUCUGUUUAUGGUGGUAGGAAAAUACUGAUGUUUGGGGGUCUGGCCAAGAGUGGGCCCUUGCGAUUUCGCUCUAGUGAUGUAUUCACGAUGGAUUUAAGUGAGGAGGAGCCAUGUUGGAGGUGUGUAACGGGGAGUGGAAUGCCAGGUGCUGGAAAUCCAGGAGGCAUAGCUCCCCCUCCUAGACUUGAUCAUGUGGCUGUGACCCUUCCAGGUGGGAGAAUUCUGAUAUUUGGUGGGUCUGUUGCAGGCCUUCAUUCUGCUUCCCAGCUUUACAUACUAGACCCGACUGACGAGAAGCCUACAUGGAGAAUCCUAAAUGUACCUGGGCGCCCUCCAAGAUUUGCUUGGGGACAUAGUACAUGUGUUGUUGGAGGGACAAGAGCUAUUGUACUAGGUGGUCAAACUGGGGAAGAAUGGAUGCUAAGUGAGCUCCAUGAACUUUCCUUGGCAAGUUCUGUCAUCUAAAUUCAGUCAAUAAACGGGCAUGCUGCUGUGAGGGGAAUGCUAAAAUCAUGAAAUCAUUUUAAGGCGGAAAAUGUUUGUGUUGGUCACUGAAAACUCUUGACAAGCACUGCUCUGGUCAGAACAUUUGUGUAUUUAGUUGUUUCUACGUUGCAUUUUAUAUUAGGGUUGGUUCUGGCUCGAGAACUUUUCAAUGAGUGACACAAUACCAUGUUUGGUUUUUUUGAGGUUGUGUGAGACUUUGCCCUUCAGUAUGCACAAUGAAUUAUUCUUCCUGAAUAGAUUAAUAGUGUCUGAUUACACGUAGGUAAUAUAUUAGGUUGUAGCUCACUUGAUUUUCCCAUCUGUUGCUAUGUUCAACUUAUGUAAUUUGAACCAUGACAAAGGAUAGAGAAAAAGAAGAAAUGCAUGUUUAUAGUAAUAUAAUUUGGUCUGUGUAUGUAAUGGAAGUCUCUACUGUUUUAUGCUUUUGAACAGGUCUGCUGACAUGGUCAUAAUUUGUUGUAAUGGUCUGUGACACUGCAAACAGGUGUAUAAGGUAGGGGACCCUGCAGUUUGUACUUAUUUUUCUUUAUGUUAUAAUAUGGAGUAUGGUAA